AGUGCGCCGUACUUCCCAUCGCCUCUUCUCCUCCUGUUUCGCCUGAAAGCAGACAGAAGACAACUCUCACCGCAUUCAUGGCAGCCGACGAUUUCUCGUGUCCGUCGCAGUCCGACGAUCCGCACGACCAGCACCUCAGACAGCAGCACCAGCACUCCGCUACCGUCAUGGCUCCCUACCUCACUCGCCACAUCCCCGAACGCCUCUACCCCGAAUCCCACAAAGAACCACGCACUUUUUGCUAUCGCCACCACCCUGACUUUAAAUGCAAGCGUCAGGCUGAUGAGACGAACAUGGAGGAUCUCCAGCGGGAACUCGAAAGUCUGCCGAAGCAAGACCAGCAGGCCAUUACCCACGUCUGGAGCAUAUUCUCGGCUGCUCCUACAAACGAGCGCAAUCUAGUACUCAAAGGCAUACUCUCGCAAUGCUGCUCGCCCCAACUCUCCUUCGUUUCCUCCAUGCUCCGCGAUCUCAUCCGCAUCGACUUUGUCUCCGCCCUCCCGGCUGAGAUCUCCUUCAAAAUCCUCUGCUACCUCGACGCCUCCUCGCUCUGCAAAGCUGCCCAGGUUUCUCGAAAAUGGCGCAUGCUCGCCGACGACGACAUCGUUUGGCACCGCAUGUGCGAACAGCACAUCGAGCGCAAGUGCCUCAAAUGUGGCUGGGGCCUGCCUCUUCUCGAGAAGCGCCGACUGCGCGAAUCGAAGCGCGACAUCGAGCGCAGAAUCGAGGAACUCUCAGAGUCCACCAAGCCUUCUUCUUCUUCUUCUGCUUCUCCUUCUUCAGACUCGAGUGUUACUACUGGCAGCAAACGAUCCAUCGACGAGACUGACGGCGGGCCCUCCACGACGCAGACAACCAUCGUCGAACAAAUCAAUGAGAUUGAACAGCCUGCAGCAAAGAAAGCAAAAGGACCUGAUAUGUCCGAGUUGACGACCCAGAACGUGCCCGCCGGACGGAUGACUAGACCUUGGAAAGAUGUCUACUCUGAACGUUUGAAGGUCGAACAAAACUGGCGUCGUGGACGCUAUCAGCUCAAGGUGUUUAAAGGACACACUGAUGGAAUCAUGUGCCUGCAAUUCGAUCACUCCGUCCUCAUCACCGGCUCUUACGAUACAACCGUCCGCGUCUGGGAUAUCGAGACUGGAAAACUUCACAGAAUAUUAACUGGUCAUGUUCGGGGUGUGCGCACGCUCAUGUUUGACGACUCUAAGCUCAUCACUGGCUCGAUGGACCGGACUAUCAGGAUAUGGAACUACCGCACCGGCGAGUGCGUCUCGACGUUGCGUGGCCACACCGACGGUGUAUUGAGCUUACACUUUGACUCUGAAUUGCUUGCGUCUGGCUCUGCCGACAACACAAUCCGUGUGUGGAACUUCCGCGAAAAGUCGUUCAUGACCCUUCGUGGACACACCGACUGGGUCAACUCUGUACACAUUCACAGUCCUACACGCAUGCUAUUCUCUGCGAGCGACGAUACCACUGUACGCAUGUGGGAUCUUGAUCUGCGCCAGUGCGUGCGUGUGUUUGGCGGCGGCCUGCAGGGAUCUCCCAACGACCAAAAUCACUUUGGUCAGGUGCAAUGUGUCUUGCCUGUCGUGAUUCGCCAAGAUGAUGAUGAAGACGAGAACGAUGAAGAGGACGACGAUGAAGACGAGCAGUAUCAUCAACACCAUCAGUACCAGGCUCCGACCGAGCCCGUCUCUCAGCCUGGGCUUGUGGGUGGUGAAUACAAGGAAGAUGCAAACGCUACGAAAGUGGAGGAAGACGAAGCGCAUUCAGUCAGCUCGCCACAGAACUCGCGGCCUCGCAAGAACAAGCGUCGCAAGACUUUGCCCUACAUCCUGACUUCCUCGCUCGACAGCACGAUCAAAGUGUGGAACACAAACACCGGAGAAUGCACCCGUACCCUUUUCGGUCACAUUGAAGGCGUCUGGGCUCUUGCCGCCGAUACUUUCAGAAUCGUAUCCGGAGCACACGAUCGGCUCGUCAAGGUCUGGGAUCUGCAGAGUGGACGAUGCUUGCACACUUUCAGCGGACACAGUGCACCGGUUGCCUGUGUCGGAUUAAGCGACUCCCGUCUUGCGUCCGGAAGUGACGAUGGUGAAGUAAGACUUUAUUCGUUUGGAGUGGAGUAGCGAUCUCCUAUCAAGUUGAGGAGACGUGUGAUUUAAUGUAAAACUAUCUAUCUGUACGGUAUACCAAAAGGUCUUUUGUUUUUUCUAUUCUAUUUAUUCAUGGAGUUCACUGCGCGUUGGUAUGGGGAGCUUUGCGUGUUGCGAUUUUUCUGCUGUUUUAUUUCAUAUGUACUGGUUUCCAAAAAAUAAUCAUUUGUCUUAUUUAUUCACAUAACUAUCUCUUCA
Messenger RNA from Myxozyma melibiosi, 2360 nucleotides. Its product is annotated as putative E3 ubiquitin ligase complex SCF subunit sconB. Gene Ontology annotation, molecular function: protein binding. The transcript is spliced from 2 exons. The record is from RefSeq and is a predicted model, not a curated record. Lineage: Eukaryota; Fungi; Ascomycota; Lipomycetes; Lipomycetales; Lipomycetaceae. The coding region runs from base 78 to 2135 and encodes 685 amino acids.